Diabrotica virgifera virgifera (western corn rootworm) is the source of this 2370-nucleotide messenger RNA. It is a transcript of the gene Coq8, whose product is annotated as atypical kinase COQ8B, mitochondrial. Gene Ontology annotation, molecular function: kinase activity. The record is from RefSeq and is a predicted model, not a curated record. Lineage: Eukaryota; Metazoa; Arthropoda; Insecta; Coleoptera; Chrysomelidae. The transcript has 8 exons. Gene Ontology annotation, cellular component: extrinsic component of mitochondrial inner membrane. Bases 318 to 2285 code for a protein of 655 amino acids. Gene Ontology annotation, biological process: ubiquinone biosynthetic process.
AAGCUCCGAAGCAAAGUAUUUGGUUUUCUCUAGACGCAAGUAUUAAUUACCUAUUAUUUACCAUUUGGAGUUUGGAGUAAAAUUUGAAAGCAAAAUAUGAGGUUAUUUCAAAGUUUUUAAAUUUUUUUAAUAUUCUAAAAAUAUAGGACAUAGCUCGCUCAACUAGUCAACUAACAGUAAAUAGAAAAACCGUAAUUUUAGAAGGAUUUAAAAAUUUCUCAAAUGUUACAUCACCUUGUGGAAGAAAACCAAAUUUGAGAUUUUAAUGACUUACCUAAAUAUAAAUAUAUAACUAUUUUAAGGUAUCAGACUGUUCAAUGUCCCGUGCUCAAGAUCUUGCUUGCCUGCUGAAAUCUUUGCAACUAAUCGCGGAGGCUUGCGUUAAAUUGCAAGCAGAGAAAGCCAAGUUCAUAUGGUCGAAUUCAAGUUUGAGACAUGCCGCAGAGAGCUGCUCUACUGCAUGCCAAAAGGCCCCGCAGUUCGGUGGGACAAAUCCCCCUGAUCUUAAAGACAGCAUUGACCGGGUAUCUACCGUCUUGCAUGGAUUGAGAGUGUACACAAACGUGGCCUUGGGCCAGAAAGAUACAGUGACAGCAAUUUCUGCUGAAAUAUUGAAGGACACAUCAAAUGUAUUGAAUAAGGAGGAUUACAAGAGACCACCUCAGCUCAAACCUGAAGUUUUAGACAGUAAUAAAAAAGUAUAUACUAUAGAAUUAACGGAGGAUGACAAAAAGCUCCUAAAAAGAUUAGAUAUGGAACACAGAGCAAAAUUAAUCAAAGAAAAAGAUAGGGAAGAGAACAAAGAUUUGUCUACAAGAGAAAAGGAAGUUAAAGCUAAACCUGUGAAAGAAAAAGAAGCUGCCAAAAUAACAGCUGUUCCAAAUGUUAAAUCUAAGAUGAAGUUAAGCGAUAGUGCUAAACAAAGAAAAGUUCCGUCAUCAAGAAUAGGUCGUAUGGUAUCAUUUGGAACCCUGGCGGCAGGUCUAGGCAUUGGCACUGCUACAGAAUAUGCCAAACGUACUCUUGGUAUUGGAGAUCCUCCUGGAAAUGCCUCUACACUGUUUAUGAGUAAAGCCAAUAUGGACAGAGUUGUUGACACUUUAUGUAAGGUGAGAGGAGCUGCCUUAAAGUUGGGACAGAUCUUAAGCAUACAGGAUGACUCUAUAAUCAAUCCUGAGCUAGCCCAAGCAUUGGAGAGGGUAAGGAAAUCUGCUGAUUUUAUGCCUGACUGGCAACUAGAAGAGGUGAUGGUUGCUGAACUUGGUCCUCAUUGGAGAAACAAAUUUGGAGAUUUUGAAAAUGUACCAUUUGCUGCUGCCUCUAUAGGUCAGGUACAUCAAGCCAAAACCAAAGAUGGAAGGGAAGUGGCGAUUAAAAUCCAAUAUCCAGGUGUAGCCAAAGGAAUAGAAAGUGACAUUGAUAAUUUGGGUGGCAUAAUGAAGAUGUGGAAUGUGUUUCCCAAGGGAAUGUUCUUGGAGAACCUCAUGGUAGUUGCUAAGAGAGAGUUGGCAUGGGAGGUUAAUUAUAUAAGAGAAGCUGUUUGCACUAAGCGAUUUAAGAAGGUGUUGGAACCUUAUACAGAGUAUUAUGUGCCAGAUGUUAUUGACGAAUUAUCUACCAAGCAGAUAUUUACUACAGAACUAUUAGACGGUGUUCCUGUGGACCAAUGCUUCGAUCUGGACCUAGAACAUCGCGAAUUUAUUGGCCAGAAAGUUCUGGAGCUGUGUCUUUUGGAAAUAUUGAAGUUCAGAUACAUGCAGACCGAUCCUAAUUGGGCGAACUUUUUGUAUAACCCGUCAAAGAAACAGAUACUAUUAUUGGAUUUUGGUGCCAGUAGAGAGUACCCAAAAGCUUUCAUGGACCAAUAUGUCAAGAUCCUCAAAGCUGCUUGUGACGGAGAUAGAGAUACAGUCCUCAAUGUCUCUAGAGACCUAGGCUUCCUCACUGGCUAUGAAAGCAAGAUUAUGGAAGACGCCCACGUGGAUGCUGUGAUGAUUCUAGGUGAAAUUUUCAGGACAAACGACAAAUAUGACUUUGGAAAUCAGGACAUGACGAUGAGGAUCCAGGAUUUGGCGCAAACUAUGCUGGUGCACAGACUUUGCCCUCCACCCGAGGAAAUUUACUCCCUCCACAGGAAACUUUCAGGCGUGUUUUUGCUGUGCAGCAAGCUGAAGGUGAAGUUGGCUUGUAGGGGGAUGUUUUUGUCUCUAUACAACGAUUAUAUGGCAGAAGGCAAUACAGAUGCGGACAACAAUGUGAUAGAUAAGUCAUAUAAUUUAUCGUAAUAUUUUUAAAAAUGAUCAGGACAUAAUAAAGGUACUUAUUGUUUUUGAUGUUAUUUUUUGAUUUUAAUAAAUUUUUUUAACAAUA